This is a messenger RNA of Neltuma alba, 1300 nucleotides long. Its product is annotated as ATP synthase delta chain, chloroplastic-like. Gene Ontology annotation, cellular component: membrane. The record is from RefSeq and is a predicted model, not a curated record. Gene Ontology annotation, molecular function: proton-transporting ATP synthase activity, rotational mechanism. Bases 105 to 866 code for a protein of 253 amino acids. Lineage: Eukaryota; Viridiplantae; Streptophyta; Magnoliopsida; Fabales; Fabaceae. The transcript has a single exon. Gene Ontology annotation, biological process: proton motive force-driven ATP synthesis.
GCGCGAUAGCCUACCCGCCACUUUCCACCGUUAACCUCAUCUCUUCUCAUCAAACCCCUCCAUCACCAGUCACCCUCACUCCACUCUCUCUCAGCUCCGAAUCAAUGGCGUCUCUACGCCAGACCCCAACCUCACUCCAAUCCAAUUACUCUCCACUCCCCAGAAACUUCGUCUCCUCGAAACCCCUCCUCAACCUCUCGUUCUCCGCCUCUAACGUUCCUUCUUCUCUCCAACUCAACUUCGCCGCCGCCGUCGCCGCCACUGGCCGCCGCUCCCAUGGCGGCGUUCUCGGAGCUAAGAUGGUUUCUAGCGCCGCCGCCAGCUACGCCCUCGCCCUCGCCGACGUUGCCAAGGCCAACAACACCCUUGACUCUACAACUGCCGAUAUCGAGAAAAUCGAGGAAAUCUUCGCGGACCCUGGGGUAUUCUCCUUUUUCAACAACCCUACCAUAGAGACAGAGAAGAAGAAAAAGGUCGUGGAGGAAAUCGCUACUUCCUCCAGCUUGCAGCCUCACACUCAGAAUUUCCUCAACAUUCUGGUGGACGCGAAGAGGAUCGAUCUGAUCAAGGAUAUAGCGAGGGAGUACGAAUUUGUGUACAACGAUUUGACGGACACGGAGCUCGCGAUCGUGAGCUCGGUGGUGAAGCUGGAAUCGCAGCACUUGGCUCAGAUAGCGAAGCAGGUUCAGAAGCUGACAGGUGCAAAAAAUGUGAGAAUUAAGACCUUGAUUGAUCCAAGUUUGGUGGCUGGAUUCACAAUCAGGUAUGGGAAUUCAGGAUCUAAGUUGAUUGACAUGAGUGUGAAGAAGCAACUUGAAGAAAUUGCUGCUCAGCUCGAUUUGGGCGAUAUCACGCUCAAUGUAUGAUGAGCUUUUCUUGGUGGAAAAAGUUCCAUCGUGAAUAGUUCGAUUCAAUUUUCGCUGCUUUAAUAAACUGUCAAGGGUGUAAAAGAUUCUUGCGGUAGCAUACAUAUAUCCGUGUGUGUGUGUGAUUUUAAUCUUUGGUGAGUUUGAAUUUGGAAUUGGAAUUGGAGUGUGGUGACUCGUGAGAGCAAUUUUUGUGUUUCGACUCUUGGACACAGAUGGUUCUGCAAAAAUUCUUCAGAAAGUGAACAGAAAACAUGAUUCUUCAAAGCAAGCUUUUAAUCUAUGUUUACAAUUUUGGGUGAACUCUGCUCGAAUCCUCACAGGGCAGAAAACGCUGAGGAUCAAAGAGCUGAUGGAUAAUUAGAUGAAUAUCAGUGAAUUGCUAGGGUGCUUUGAGGAUUCAGUUCGAAUUGACAUGUCAUGCUAUGUUCUUC